GUGAAAUUACCUAUUUCUGUGAGUGAAUGGUAUCGUCCGAGUAAACACUACCAGCUGGGCGCUAGUAGACUCACCUCACCUCCUCACCGGUAUCGUAGGCGCCAUUGAAGCCAAAUAUAACGUUAUAAAUGAUACCAAACGGAAGUCGGGGAAGAUGGCGGUAGCGGACCACCCGAAGAACUUUGCCAGUCAAGAACCUGUGUCUCUGAUUUCUCCACGAGGCCAUCGAAUAUGCCAGGCAUACGAAGAGGAGGCAUUUCUGGCCAAGGCGGGUGCCGUGAUCAUGAGUCAAGGCUAUUUUGACAGAGUCUCCAAACCACAGGGUGUUGUGGACUUUGGAGUCAGUGAGAACAAGCUGAUGUUUGAUGUUGUCGAGAAAAAGUUGGCUGAACCCAAGAUACAGAAGCUUGAACCCCACAUGCUGUAUUAUGAUGAGAUGCCUGGAAGCAUGAGGUAA
Branchiostoma belcheri (Belcher's lancelet) is the source of this 457-nucleotide messenger RNA. Its product is annotated as 1-aminocyclopropane-1-carboxylate synthase-like protein 1. Bases 155 to 457 code for a protein of 100 amino acids. The record is from RefSeq and is a predicted model, not a curated record. The transcript has 3 exons. NCBI's taxonomy places the organism in Eukaryota, Metazoa, Chordata, Leptocardii, Amphioxiformes, Branchiostomatidae.